Messenger RNA from Daucus carota subsp. sativus, 1200 nucleotides. Its product is annotated as annexin D4. Gene Ontology annotation, cellular component: cytoplasm. The coding region runs from base 83 to 1024 and encodes 313 amino acids. The record is from RefSeq and is a predicted model, not a curated record. Gene Ontology annotation, molecular function: calcium-dependent phospholipid binding; calcium ion binding. The transcript has 6 exons. Lineage: Eukaryota; Viridiplantae; Streptophyta; Magnoliopsida; Apiales; Apiaceae.
UAAUAACAGGCUUACAUGUAACCCCAUAUAAUAUUAAGCAACAUCGUCGUCGUCGUCAUAUCUUGGAAAACACACAACACAAAUGGCAAACACUGAAGAGCAGCUUGAAGCUCUUACAAGCGCCUUCUCAGGACUUGGAGUUGAUGAGAAAAUUUUGAUUUCGGUGUUGGGAAAAGCCAAUGCGGAUGACAGGAAAUCUUAUAGGAAAGGAAUUCAAUUUUUCGCCGAGGAUGAUCGCUCGUUUGAGAAGUGGGAGGAUGAUCAUGUUCAACAGCUCGAACGCGAGUUUUCGCGCUUCAAGAAUGCGAUGGUGUAUUGGACUAUGCAUCCAUGGGAAAGGGAUGCUCGUAUGGCAAAGAAUGCUUUGUUGAAAGGGGCCCAGUCGUAUAAUGUGAUCGCAGAGAUUGCAUGUACUAGAUCAUCAGAAGAGCUGUUGGGUGCAAGAAAAGCUUACCACUCCCUGUAUGAUCACUCCAUUGAGGAAGAUCUUGCUGUCAAUGUUUCCGGCCCGGAAUGUAAGCUGUUGGUAGCACUCGUAAGUGCUUAUCGGUAUGAAGGCUCAAAAGUUAACGAAGAAACUGCAAAAUCAGAAGCCAAGAUAUUCUGCAAUGCCGUUAAGGAUGCGUCCAAGAACCCUGUUGAGGAUGAAGAAGUUAUAAGGAUCCUAACAACUAGAAGUAAGCUCCACAUCAGCACUCUAUACAAACACUACAAAGAAAUCUGCGGCAAUAGCAUGGAUGAGGAUCUUGACAAGGAGUCACUCUUGAAAGUCACGGUUCAGUGCUUGUCUACCCCAGAAGCAUAUUUUAGCAAGGCAUUGGAUGAUGCAUUAAAUGGAGAGGCGGAGGAGCAUACUAAGGAUGCUCUAACUCGAGUAAUCGUUACCCAAGCGGAUGCCAAUCUACAAAAGAUCACAGAAGAGUACCAUCACAAGUACCGAGUUAAUAUCUCAGACAAAAUUGAUGAAGAGGUCAACGGAAACUAUAAAGAUUUCUUACUGACAGUGCUUGCUAGAGGACGCUAAUCAUAUAUUACUGAUUCUAGCUGUCCUGCAGUCACCCUUUUGAGUUACCGCUUCUAUGUUUUUGAUAUCUUGUGCUUUUAUGAGUACCGUAAUGCUGUUCUGGAAAUGUUCUGCACUUGUUUUAUCUGAGAAAUAAUUAAUAUUUUAUGUUAAGCUUUUCAAAGUGUUGCUCCUUA